UGCAUUUAGUACUUGUAUUAAAAUGUUAGUGAUUUAUCGAAAACACAGUAGAAUACGGGAAAUAAGAAAUUAUCUCAAUACUAAACAAUAUGAAUAUCGAGAUUCAAUUGAGUUCUCCAUUCAGAGUAAAUUCGACAAAAUUGGAAGAUUUGGAACAAUUUUCUAUGCAAGUGCUACACUAUUGACAACAACAACAAAAGCAUUGACACCAAUAGUAUUGGGAUUGAGAACAUCCACAUUUUUCAAUCCGUGGGUCCCAUAUAAAUUUGAGAAUAGAAUUUUAUUUUGGCUAACAUUUUUCUAUCAAAGUUUAGGAGGAAUUAUAGGUGGUCAAGCCGGUGUCGCUGGUGACACAUUUAUUAUGACAAUGAUGUUACAAAUAUGUGCACAAGUGGAAAUUUUAAUACACAGAAUGCAAAUAUUCCCUGAAAUGUGUAAAAAAAAAUUUCCCAAUAAUCCAAAAAUGGAACAAAUUAUACUCAAUGAAUGGAUUCAGCAUCAUAAUUCUCUAUAUCGAUUAAAGGAUGAAUUAAAUGAAGUUUAUAAUUACAUAUUUUUCAUUCAAUUCAUAUUGACAACAUUAUCUGUUUGUAUGCUUACAAUUCAAUUGACAACAAUAAAUGUUUUAUCAACAAAAUUUUUAUCAACAAUAAUGAUUUUAUUUUGUGUUAUAAUGCAAAUUUGUAUAUUAUGCUGGAGUGGUGAUUUGGUAAUCGAAAAGAGCAAAUCAAUUGGUUCGGCAAUUUUUAUUACUGACUGGCUUUCUCUAACAAAAAGGACAAAAUCAAGUCUUAUUCAUAUAAUGCAACGAUCUAAUAUUCCAAUUAGAUUUACUGCUGGAUCAUUAGUUCCUAUAUCGAUAGAUACUUUUGGUUCUAGCAAAGAAAUUGGAUAUGCAGUGUUUAGCACCGAUUGGACAUUAUUGUCGAGUAAAUCAAGAAAAAGUCUCGUUUAUAUUAUAAAACGUUCCAAUAUACCAAUUAAAUUUACUGCUGGACCAAUUGUUCCACUAUCAAUAGAUACUUUUACUUCUGUUUGUAUAAUUUUCUUUUUGCAUGAAAAUAAAGAUUUCGAAAACAUUUUCCAAUAUAAAAUGUAUAGAGCAGAAAUUUCUUUAGCUCUUUUCAAAAUUGCAGGAAUAUGGCCACCGAUAUCGUCAAAAGGAAUUUUUACACUAUACAAUGUAUUUAAUAUUUUUGUACUUUCUCUAACGACACUAUUUACAAUAUCAAAUUUCCUUUACAUAUUUAUGGAAAAUACAGACAUGGAGGAAUUUAAUGAUAAUUUAUUUUACAUUCUUGCAUUAUUUUCCGGUUGUUUAAAAAUGAUUGUUGUUUUCACAAAUCGUGGGGAAAUUAUCGAAAUAACGGAUAUUCUACUUAAUAAACAAUUUGCACCUCGUGAUAAUGAUGAAAUUUGCAUUCAAAAUGAAUUUGAUACAAUUGGAAGAACUGGAACAAUUAUUUUUACUGGUUUUGUGAUAUUGACAUUAAUAGCAAAAACAACAAUACCAUUAUUAAGAGGAGAUUUAACAUCACUUCCCUAUAAUGGAUGGAUUCCGUAUACACUUGAAAAUAGAAUAAUAUUUUGGUUGACAUUUUUAUUUCAAAGUUUAGGUGCAAUAAUUGUUACUAAUGUAAUAGCAGCAAGUGAUUCAUUUAUAAUAACAAUGCUUCUUCAAUUAUGUGCUCAAAUUGAAAUACUGAUACAUCGAAUGAAAAUAUUUCCAAUUUUAUAUAAAACUGAAUUUUUGAAUUAUUCCAAAAAAGAAGAAACUAUUCUUGUUGAUUGGAUACAGCAUCACAAUUCUAUUUAUCAUUUUCGAAAUAAAUUAAAUGAUCUUUUUGAAUUGAUAUUUCUUUGUCAAUUAAUUGUAACAACAUUGGAGGUUUGUUCGGGUACUUAUUUAUUGGCAACAUUUAGUGUAACAACGGUAAAAUUUUGGUCAAUGAUUCUAUCAUUAACAAGUAUUAUGGCUGAAAUGUAUGUAUUUUGUUGGCAUGGCAAUUUAGUAAUGGAAAAGAGCAAAGAAAUUGGAUAUGCAGUCUUUAGCACUGAUUGGACAUUAUUGUCGAGUAAAUCAAGAAAAAGUCUCAUUUAUAUUAUAAAACGUUCGAAUAUACCAAUUCAAUUUAAUGCUGGACCAAUUGUUUCACUAUCAAUAGAUACUUUUACUUCUAUUCUCCGAUUGGCUUACUCGAUUUAUAAUUGUUUAAUGAGACAAAAGGAAAUAGAAUUAUAAAAUAAAAAUUUUAAUUACGACAAAAGUUGAUUACGAAAUGUGUUUUAAAAUUAAUUUUUGUUGUGGAUAUAAAAAUUGUUUUUAAUGACAAUAAAUAAUUGUCAUCAUAGUUUUUUGAAAGAUGAUAUAUUAUUGAUAAA
Molecule: messenger RNA, 2382 nt
Organism: Leptopilina boulardi
Lineage: Eukaryota; Metazoa; Arthropoda; Insecta; Hymenoptera; Figitidae
Exons: 10
Coding region: 23-2242 (739 amino acids)
Biological process (GO): sensory perception of smell; detection of chemical stimulus involved in sensory perception of smell
Cellular component (GO): plasma membrane
Molecular function (GO): odorant binding; olfactory receptor activity
Source: RefSeq, a predicted model, not a curated record